This is a messenger RNA of Temnothorax curvispinosus, 6736 nucleotides long. RefSeq lists its product as uncharacterized. Gene Ontology annotation, molecular function: mitogen-activated protein kinase binding; protein serine/threonine phosphatase activity; cation binding. Bases 602 to 3478 code for a protein of 958 amino acids. The record is from RefSeq and is a predicted model, not a curated record. Gene Ontology annotation, cellular component: cytosol; nucleus. The transcript is spliced from 6 exons. Lineage: Eukaryota; Metazoa; Arthropoda; Insecta; Hymenoptera; Formicidae. Gene Ontology annotation, biological process: protein dephosphorylation.
CGAUCGAUCGCGGGCGGCAUAUUCGAAAACACGCACGGCGCAGCGGGAACGCGUGUGUGCAUUCCAAAAUCUUCCGCUCCGGCCGUUUCUCGAGAAUCGUCGGCGAACGUCGGCCGCGCUCGUGUCGGUGAAAUCGUGGACGCGGCGCGAGGAAGAAGAGGCGCGAGCGCGCGGGCCGCGGAAGAAAGAGCGAACGAGAGAGAGAGAGAAAGAGAGAGCGCACGUGCAUGUAUGCGUGAGGUCGAGGGCAGAGCGGGUGGAGGAGGGGGGGAAACGGGACUCCCCUCUCGCGCUUCAGCCGUUCGCUGCCAUUCGUCCGCCGAUCCCCACCGCGUCGCCCUCCGUCGCCGACCGCGCAACGUCACCGUCCCCCCCUCCACCUUCCACCACCACUCUCCACCACGCUGUCUCUCUCUCUUGCGCGCGACGUGCACGGACCUGCCCAGUAAAUGCGAGGCUUCCGUUCGACGAGUGUGCGUAGCGGUGAUAGAGUGCGUAAUAAGCGCACCGUAUACAGACGGUUUUUCGCACCUCGGCGACGUCGUCGUCGUCGUCGGUCGUCGUCGUUACUGAACGAAUCGUCGUUCACGCCGGCAUCGACAUGCCGCUCAGUAUCGGCGUUAAUCUGCGGGUGACCGGCCACUGUAACCAGGGCGGUCGCAAAUACAUGGAGGACAUGUUCUGCGUGGCGUUCCAGCCGACAUCGGACGACAAGGACCUGGAGUACGCCUUCUUCGGGAUCUUCGACGGCCACGGCGGCGCGGAGGCCGCGACCUUCGCCAAGGAGAACCUCAUGGACCUCAUCGUGAAGCAGAGGAACUUCUGGAGCGAGCGCGACGAGGACGUGCUGCGGGCGAUCAGGGACGGAUACAUGAACACGCACAUCGCGAUGUGGCGGGAGCUCGAUAAAUGGCCGAGAACCGCGUCCGGACUGCCGUCCACGGCCGGCACGACUGCCAGCAUCGCCUUCAUCCGGAAGGGCAAGAUAUACAUAGGUCACGUGGGAGAUUCCGCUAUUAUAUUGGGCUAUCAGGCGGAGGGUGAUCCCCAAUGGAGAGCGAAAUCGCUGACGAAGGAUCACAAGCCGGAGAGCGGGCCGGAGAUGACGCGCAUACAGGAAUCGGGUGGAAAAGUGGUCAGUAAAUCUGGUGUCCCGAGGGUCGUGUGGAACAGACCUCGCAUCGGGCACAAAGGUCCUGUUCGAAGAUCAACUCACAUGGAUGAAAUUCCGUUCCUUGCAGUAGCGAGAUCCCUAGGUGAUUUAUGGAGUUACAAUUCCGAAUUGAACACUUUUGUCGUCUCUCCCGAGCCGGACGUGAAGGUUAUUCCAGUUGACGUUAAAUCGAACCGUUGUCUUAUUUUCGGCACUGAUGGCCUAUGGAAUAUGUUGUCACCGCAAGCUGCGGUAGCUAUUGUUCAAGCCACAGACAGACACAAUGAGAAACAUUUGAUAGCUUCUCAGCAGACCGGUAAUGGGGCUGAUACACAAAUGUGGAUAAAUCCUUCGAAAAGUCUCGUGGAUCGUGCAUUGGAGAGGUGGUCAUCGACAAGAUUACGAGCAGAUAAUACCAGUGUUGUAACAUUAAUGUUGGAUCCGUCGGGACCAUGUCGCAAAGAGGGAUCACACUUGGCUUUGUUUAAGGUACUGUUUAAUCAAAAGAAGGAUCGUGUUAUACAUCACGGAACACACACGCCAACUACGACGAAAGAGCUUGAAAACAUCGAGGCAGUCAAUCAAAAAAUUAUAUCGCCGUGUAUGCCAAUACCGCCGCCAAGCGUUUCCACGGAUCUCGACAUUGAUCCCAAACAACCGGAUUCGUCGAACGGAAAUGAGGAGGCUGUCGAUCAGACGUUACAGCCGGAGACAGUUUCGUGUCCUGAAAAAUCAGCUUUGUCCGAUAUUGACACUUUAUCGGAAUUACAAGAGAAUACCGCGAUAGACAAGAGUAUCGGGACCGUUGAUGCUGAUGAGAGUAUCCAGGUCGCCGAAAUCUCCUCCAGUCAAAUGGCAGAAGAAUCCGGAGAUGCGGAAAGUAAGAAAGCGAAUGAAACCAAUCACGAGAAAUCGGAACAUCCUGAUAACGAGAUAAAGCAAGUAGCUGAAGAGAAUGAAAACGAGAAAGCGAAAAUCGACGAUGCACAGACUCUGAUCCAAUCAAAUCCGAAAUCGACAAUCAAGUUCGCCGAGCCUGAAGAAGUCAUACCCGAGUCAGGGGUAUCUAACGUGACGCGGCAGAGUACGUUUCCCGGUGCGAACGAGGAGGCGCUUCAACCCGCUCCUUUCGUAAGUAGGUUACGUCGGAGUGGCGGCAUUGUUCCUGUUAAGAGCAGCAGUUUCGACAACGGCGAGGUGAAGAAUGGCGUUUUGAACGGAUCUAGACAUAAGCAGCACCCUUUAUUUCCCGCGAGGGUGGACGUCAGAACGAUAAAGCGACGACAUAGUCUGAGCUCUUCUCAAACUCAGAAUGCUUUCGCUGACGUUACGCCGAGUCCGGAUUCGAAGACUUAUGCCAGCGUGAAAUCGCGGUACAGCAGGGUAAAGAAAUCGUCUGUCGUGGGAAGCACGACGGUGGAGGAGACGACGAAAAGUGCGUUAAAGACUAGCGACCGCGGCAUAAAUAAUAAACGUAAGCACAGCGCGAUCACGCAAGCAUCGGUUUCAUCUGGAAUCGAGAAUAGCUGCGCGCAGCAAGAACCGUGCGCGAAGAGGAGGACGCGUUCCGAGGACCAAAGGCACAGUCCCACCGAUGAGAACGACCCGGCCAAUCAAGCGAUGGAGAAUGCUAAUGCCCGAUUAAGUUGGCCCACGUCGGAUAGACGACCAGACUCGUCGUUGAACGGCGCCAGUUUAACGACGCUCUCUUCAUCAUCGAACACGUUCCAACGUAGAAGCUUAGGCAAAAAGGCUACGCCUGUUAAAGCCAUUAGGAGAUCGUCCAUCAACGGUUCGCCUCGUUUGCAACAUCUAAGAGGUAGUUUUGGCCUAAGGGAUUGGGACCAAGGAAGGAAUAAUCGAACGACUAAUUGUAACAGUAGAAGAACUAUAAAUAGGCCGGUAACGAUAAUCGGUCCUACGGAUACGUCAUUACCGCAACGAUGGUUAAGGUCAGACACAAUGGCGGCAACACCUGUGAAAACACUACGUUCGCGCAACGUAGACAUCGCCGGACAUACAAUAUCUGCGCAAUUAGUACAUCAGUAUGGCGUAGUGAAACAAAAUCGAUUACCUCUACCGAACAAGUUGAAGCAGUCCGCGAACGGUGGAUCGCUGCAAUCGAGUAGAGUCAGGUCUUCCUCAUUGUCAGCCAGUAAACUUAAACAAGCGAACGGUAACGGUGGAAGCGUGAGUACUUGCGCGACCAUAAAUCCCUCGACAGCAGGUUCCACUUCUGGCAUAGCUAAGAAAGGCAAAUCACCGUACAAUCCUAGUGCUCGAUCCCUGAGCACGCGAUCUCGAAUCAAACGUCUUGGAAAGUAAGGUGGUAGUUAAGGACUGUAGUUUUGCGAAUUCGCGAGUUUUUUUCUAGGGUAUGACAUUCUUACCCUUAAUUUUACUGUCUGCGAAUUAUCUAGUUACGAUAUAACAGCGAUUGUUACGUGCAUUUUAUGUCUCUCUCUUUUAAAAAAAACUUUUCCAUCUUUCAUCUUUGAGACCAUAUAUUUUCUUUUAUUCGAGAUGUUUACUACGAAUGGGGCUCUGAGCAUUAUAAGUUGUUUUUUUUUUUUAUUUUGGAAAGUAGAAUAAAAUCAGAUAUAAAUCGAUUAAGCAAGGUAGGAUUGAAAUUGGAUAGAUUUGAAAUUUGGUAUCGCAAACUACCUACACAUAUACUUAUAUCUGCUUGUGACAAUUACUAUUGAUUUAUCGCACAUACCAUUUGUAUAUUGUUAUUGGAAUUAUUUCCACGGACCUUUUAUGUUCAUACAUGAAGUGCAUAUAUCUAUUUGAUUUUAUAAUAUUGCUUGCAUGGAAAUAAAUUGCUACGCUCUCCCAUUCUAUUUAUUAAACAUGAUCACAUCAAUUACUAUUGAUUUAUCGCAUAUACCAUUUGUAUUUUGUUAUUGGAAUUAUCUACACGGGCCUCUUAUGUUCAUACAUGAAGUGCAUAUAUCUAUUUCAUUUUAUAAUAUUGCUUGCAUGGAAAUAAAUUGCUACGCUCUCCCAUUCUAUUUAUUAAACAUGGUCACAUUAAUUCCUCAUAAAGGAUGUACUGCGAUAUUAUUUGGAAUGGACUAAAAGAAAUUAAACUAGUCAUCCUUGAAAGAGUAUCGUUAUAUUUGAAAUUCCCUGUAUAAUUUAUACAAGACUGUGCUUUCGCUUUAUAAAGGAAGAUUAUAUCGUUCUCUCUUACAAAGGCAAAGUGUUCUUUUAUAUUUAAGUCGAGUCGAAUUGGCAUACAAUAAAAAUGGUUGAAGGACGAUAUAGUAAAUUAUUACCAUGAAAAAUUUAUAAUAUAUAAAAAAUACAAAGAAAAUAUUCGCGAUCUUUUGUAUGCUUUCCAAUAUUCGCGUAGAUUAGCAAAUGUCACGUAGGACAAAAAAACAUGAAAGUAUAAUAUGGGCGUAAAGUAGCCUGACAAUAAGAAGGUACGGUUGCAUAUUAAAGGCAUGGGGUCCGUAUGCAUAUCUCACACUUGCACAUUCUCAGUGAUAACUAUUGUUUGCAAUCUUUACCUUAGACCGAGUGAGGCGAUCAAACGCUGAAUAUGGAAUACGAAUUCGCGGGGCCCGUAGCUGUGCGCGUGUAUUCCUGGAAAAUAAUUUCUCCCCCUUCUCCCCUCCUCGUUGAUUCCGCUUGAUCGUAAAAGUCUUCGAUGACGGCUCGGAAAGAACUCGCAAGUCAAAAAAAGCACACCGUAUUUAGAGAAUAAAUCUACGAUUAAGGCAUUCAACUAUUUUCUAGUACGUAGGAUAUGCAAUCACACUGAUCUGCCUUGGCUGAGUACGGAGUGGUUGUUGGAACAAUUGUAAUUGCGUGUAAAUAGAAUUACAAUAAGAAUUAAUAUAUGAGAAUAAUUGGCAGCCUUUAUCUGCGAAGUACAUCGAUUCAUAGAUAUAUAUAAUAAAACCGUUGCGUAGAUAAAUAAUAUAUGAAAAAAAAAGGAAAAGGAUUUAAAUCUACCUCUGGAAAAGAUUCCAGGCUCAUGGUCUCGAAUAACGACCACUCGGUACGAAGCACCAAACGACUGUUUACUGUGCGUUAUAAAAGUUUAGAUUAUAACUAGAGGGAAUAUAUUCGCGAGGCACACAGCUUAGGAAAGAAAUAAUCGAGGAAAUUCAAAUUUCCGUCGGUGCGAACAAUUGUACAACAAUUGUGUUCCAAAUACAAACGUGCACUAUCAUACUAGUGAUCUAAUAAUAAUAAUUUUAAGUCAUCGGGGUAAGAAAGAUUUAUAUCUGAUAUAUGUAUAUAUCUGACAUUAAAAUACAUACGUAUAUUAAUGUCAGAAUAUAAAAUACAGCGUAUAUAAUCUUCUAUAUCAGUCUUUCACAUGGAGCUAUCCAUUUUGCAUCUCGUGCAGAGGAAAAGAAGACGGAUUCAGGAAUAUCCAUCUUUCUCGUUACGGAAAUUACGCAUAACGCGUUUGUUUUAUAUUUGCCUGACGAAUAGAGAUACGAUGAGUUUUGACUUAUAUUACGAAUGUACAUUUAUUUCCUCUCUUGUUCGCGUGAUCAACUCUGCAUCUAUGAGGAAGAAUAUUUUAGAGCAAUUUCGGUAACGAGAAAGAAUACGUGUAUCUUACGGAAUGUAGUCACUUUAGGGUUUAUACAUUUCUAAAGAAAAGAAAAAACAAGCGAGCGAAAAUGAUGAAAACGCUGAUGAAGUAUAUUACUAAGAAGUGUAAAAUGUAAACCAUAAGUAUAUAUUUAUCGAUAUUACGUCGACUAUUUAUUAAAUUAGCUUAUAAAAGGUGAUUCGAUUUUCUAUGUAAAUAAGAUCGCGCAGAUAAUAUAUGCUAUAUAUCGUUCGGGAAGCUGCUUGGAGAAAAAUUGUCACUGCGAAGCAGUGUACGCGCUACGAGACGGCUGUUUAUCAAAGACGAGAGAGCGAAAGGGAGGAAAAGGAUGACGCGUGCCUACAAUAGUUACCACUCGCGAACACGUGUGUAUGUGUGUGCGUGUAAAUAAAGGAUUUAUAUUCCUGAUGAAAGUUUCGAGGUAAAAUUUCAAAAGUAAAAGCAUGUUGCGAGGGGGGGGGGGGCAGAACCGAGUUACCGCGGGGAGAGACAUGUGCGUGUUAGCUAACGGCGAAGAUUUUUAUUUUAAGAGUAUUUAUCCCUUUUUGGUGCAUGUCCAUAGGUCUCAUGCUGCAUGUAAAUAUACAGUGUUAAUAGACAUAUAUAUUAUAUAUAAACAGAGAUAUUGUAUAGAUGAACUUUAAGCGAUUAUACAGGAAAGGAACAAGGCGUUGAAACAAAUUGCGGGGGGGGGGGGGAGGGGAUUUUAAAACGAAAAGGUCGAAUCUACCCGACGCGCCUGUAGAUUUAUCAUUUGUUACAUCGUACAGAUAUGAUGAAACCGAGUAUUUUUUAAGAGAUAAAGAAUAAAGAGUUUAAUGCUGUAAGAGAGACGAAGAGAAGAACUGUUAGUGAGAAGAAAUAUUAUAUAGCGAUUUAUCUCAGGUUAAGAGAAUUGCGGGGAGGGGGGGGAUAAAUAUCGGAGGAACUCGAACAAAUGUGUGAUCACGUUUAUAUAAUCUGUAUAUUUUAAUUAAAUAAACUGAGAUAUAUAAAUCCUA